AUGAGGGUUGUCCUAGAGAAACCGGUGGCUUGUGCCAUAACGCCUCGAGCUAUAAAGCCUGCGGAUUGCACGGCAAGAGAGCCGUCGUCUGCUGUGACGGUGGCUCCCCGAUCCGCUGGUGGCGAUGGCUCAACGUUCUUUAAAGAUGAUGAGGUUGGAAUUGCAACUGGCCUGGGAUCGGGGGCCAGCGCACCCCUGUGCCUGGGUGCCGGCAACCAGAGAGGCCAGAUGAGUGAAACUAAGUGCCAGCCGCUGGGGUGGCACCAGGAGUCGGAGACCCGUGUGCCCGUGGUGCCAGCACCUGGAGCGAGUGCAGGUGUGCGAGCGCAUAAACGCUACCGGGGAUCAAGCCCGACUAGCUGUCGACCUAACAAGCUCCUGACAGUUAGGGCAGCUACCAGCGGGGUUGAGGGCGUGAGCAAGUCUAUUGUCUUUCAGCAGCAACGCAGGCCUCUUGCUUCUGGCGCUCACAAGCGGACAUCGGCAUUGUUUCGUCUAAUGUUGUGUUCGAGGUCGUUUGAAACAGUUAUUAGUCUUGCUACACAAAGAAAAGAACGAAGGGUGAUUAUUCAGGCCUUGGAUCAGGUUUUGUAUGAAGCAACCGCUCCACAAACGGUGGGACCGGUGGAGGUAGUACAGGCAAACUGUGUCCGCUGGAAGAAAAAGUUCCUAUUUAUGUGUAAAAUCAGUGCCAGUGCCACAACUGGGAUUCUGGAUACUUGCAUUUGCAGGGUGUCUGUACGGAAGGAGUUAAAAGGAGGAAAGGCAUACGCAAAGCUGGGAUUUGCAGAUCUAAAUCUAGCAGAGUUUGCUGGAUCGGGAAAUACCACUCGUCGCUGUUUACUGGAAGGUUAUGAUACCAAAAAUACAAGACAGGACAACUCCAUUCUCAAAGUUUUGAUCAACAUGCAGCUAAUGUCUGGAGACCCAUGCUUUAAAACGCCUCCCUCCACAGCAACGUCCAUAGCAAUUGCUGGAGAAUCAGAAUCUUUGCAUGAAGACAGGAAGGGCGGAGAAAACUUAAAAGUAGUACAUCUGGGCAUAGCAGAUGUCUCAUCAAAGAGCGCCUCGGUCCCAGAUGAACUUGGUGCAUGCGGACAUUCCAGAACAUCAAGCUAUGCAAGUCAGCAGUCAAAACUGUCAGGAUACAGCACGUGUCACUCUAGAUCGUCCAGCCUGUCUGAACUCUGCCACAGGAGGAACACCUCAGUGGGUAGUACCUCAACAGGAAUUGGAAGUAUUCUGGAGCCCUGUGAAGAGACUGAGCCAAAAGUAACUGAAGCUAAUAUUGAUACAUCUGUUAAAGAUGCACCAUCAGAAAAACUCUGCAGACAUCCCGUAAAGCAAGACUCUGUGGAGUCACAGCUGAAGAGGGUUGAUGCUACCAGAGUUGAUGCUGAUGAUAUAGUUGAAACGAUACUCCAGAGUCAAGACUUCAGUUUAGACUCAAGUGCAGAAGAAGAAGGUUUAAGAUUAUUUGUGGGCCCUGGUGGAAGCACUUCUUUUGGAAGCCAUCAUCUACCUAACAGUGUAGGAUCUGGAGCAUAUGAGCAGGUGGUGAUAAAACGCUAGACUAGAAUGACACACGAGGAAAACCUGGAGCUCUGGCAUUGAUACUUCUGGUUUUGUUUGCUCUGUUGCAAGAGUUGUGAAAGCCAAAACGAAAUCAAUGUGACCUUUUUUUGACAAGCAAUGGAAUGCCUCUUGCUCAUCGAGCUGCUGCUUCUGUGGUAUGAAGGCGAUGUUUAGCUAUGUAUACCUUGUGUGAGCACUUGGCCUGUUUUUGUAAACUCUACCUGAUGGUAGUGGAAUUACUUGCUUUUUAAGUUGUGUGAAACGUUUUUGGAAGCACGAUUAAGUGAGUCCCAUUUCAGUAUUUUAUGCAGGAGAUCACUUGUGGCGAUGUACUUUGUUUGUAACUUCUUUACUAAAGAAGCUUCUAAAAGUUGGUCUUAAACGAACCUGAAGAAAUGAAUUACUCAAUUUGAUCCUACCUACCAUUUUAGUCUUACAGAAGCUAAUUACUUCUAUCAAGUCCAAAUUAAUACCACGUCCAAAUUAAGGCCUCCACAAAACAGCCCAGCUAUUUUUUAACAUAAUCAAAUCCUUCUCUUAAGAGUACUGAGCAUAACUUCAUUGUAAGCUUGAACAGUAGAGGUGAACUUCACAUGCAUUUAAAAAAAAAA
Pygoscelis adeliae (Adelie penguin) is the source of this 2186-nucleotide messenger RNA. RefSeq names its product family with sequence similarity 102, member B (gene EEIG2). Lineage: Eukaryota; Metazoa; Chordata; Aves; Sphenisciformes; Spheniscidae. The record is from RefSeq and is a predicted model, not a curated record. The coding region runs from base 1 to 1572 and encodes 523 amino acids. The transcript is spliced from 16 exons.